CGUAAAUCGACCGCGGUGGACGUUUCUUCAGUGGAGCUGGUUGUCCGUCACGCGUUGGUAGCAGUUAGGGGAUUUGACUCGUGAUAUUUAUGAAGAUAUUUUGAUUAAGUGGGGGGAAAAACAUUACAUUACAACAUCUCUAUGUACCAGUAACUUUAAAAUCCAACAGACCGUCCUCAACGAGAGCAUACACACAACAUCUAUUAGCUAACUGUCGCUAUUGCUAGCUAUCUUUGAUCAAACUGAAUACACACGAUCAAUUUAUUACACACUUAAUUUAAUUUGACUGCGGACCUCAUCGGUGAACAUGGCGGCGCGGAUGAUCUCACAGGAAACCUUUGAUGCUGCUGUCAAAGAAAACAUGGAGGAGUUUGAGAUGGACUCCGCCGAGGCGUUGAAGGAGUCUGUGGAGCAGUUUGAGUCUCAAGGUGUGAACCUCCGUUGUAUUGUAAAAGCUGUACCAGUGGUUUCAUUUGAUGAUGAGCAAGAGGAGCCAAAACACGAGGUCUUAAAGAUGUUGGAUUCCCUCCGCACUGGGAUAGAUUCUGCCAGUUUAAAGGAAGUGACGGUAGACAUAAAACUCUUCACUGUGCAAUGCUCACUUGGAUUUGCCCAGAGGUACCUGGCUGCCCAAAAGGACGCCUACCCCGUCAUCCUCUCUUACUGCAAAAAGAGUGUGGAGGAGCAGGAAGCUGUGUUGACUGCACUGACUGCUCUGGCUGGAUUGACAGAUGGACAGCCAGACUUGAUGGAUGCAGAGGGCCAGCAGUUCCUUUUGAAUGCCCUUCAGAAAUACAAGGCCGAUUCCUCUGUUAUGCGUGCAGUCAUCUGUACUGUGCGUCACUGCUGUUUGAAACAUGAAAAGAACAGGCAGAGUUUGAUCAAAGCGGGCGUCCUGCCUCUUCUGAUCGGUGCCAUCACACAACACGGUGGAUGUGCUGAGCUCGUCAAGAUGGCCUCUUCAGCGCUGAGGGUUAUGACCUUUGACGAUGACAUCCGUGUCGCGUUUGGGAAUUCUCAUGAACACGCCAAGAUUAUUGUUCUUGAGCACAAUGGACUGAAGGUUUUAGUUGACGCUGCAAAAGCUCACGCUGCUAAUACUUCUCUUCUGAGUGAGCUGUGUGCCACUCUCGCCCGCCUGGCUGUAAGGAAUGAGUUCUGUCAAGAGAUCUGUGAUCUUGGAGGAUUGAAGCUCAUCAUGACGCUGCUGGCGGACAGCUAUGAGAAACCGGAGUUGGUUCGGCAGGUCCUUAUCGCAAUACAAGCUGUCGCAGGAAAUGACGAUGUGAAGGAUGCAGUUGUUGAUGCUGGAGGAGUCCAGCUCAUUGUCAUUGCCAUGAACAGACACAUGAACAACUCUUCUGUGUGUGAGCAAGGCUGUGCAUGCCUCUCAGUCCUUGCUUUGCGAAAACCCGACAACUGCAAAGUCAUCAUGGAAAAUGGAGGUGCCUUGGCGGCUGUGCAGGCUAUGAAGAUACACAAAGAUGCAGUAAAUGUGCAGAAACAGGCAUGUAUGGUCAUGAGAAACCUGGUCGGACGUAUGAAUGAGUUAAGCAAACCAAUCUUGGAGAUGGGAGCAGAAGCCCUGAUAGCCGAGGCACUAAAGACCCAUGAAGACUGCUGUGAUGUGGGUAAAGCAGCCCUCAGAGAUCUGGGAUGCCAGGUGGAACUCCGAGAGCUGUGGACUGGCAAACAUGGCAGCCUCACCAACUGAAAGUAGAGGACAGCAAUCACUCCUUCCCAUGAGUUGGCCUGAAAUGCAAAGCAAGAUUAAAUGCUAUGUUGGUGUACCAAACCAAUAGUUUAAGAAGAUGCAUCUACCCAGGUACACUUUUCUGCUUGGGAAAAGCUAGUCCCGCAGUGUGCUCUUUUGAGGUUGAAUAGGUUUUCCAAUCCUUUUUUUUUUUUUUAAAGUAAUAAUUGUCCUCUUAAAAAUGUUUUGUUAGCUAUUAUAAUUUUGUUUACAAAUGCCAAUUGCCCAAUUGUGUGUAUAUAUAUAUCUAUAUGUAUCACAGUUAUGUAAUUAGAAUGGUAGGAGUUGAAUUUGUAUGAUUUCUGUGUUUUUGCUUCUAUGCAUAGAAUGUUACUGCACUAUGUGGUGCAAAUUCCUUUCUGAUGUUGGCAUAGCCACAUUUUUACAUCUAUUUAAUGCCUUAUACUUUACAGAUCAAAAAUAUUUCCAUUUGUUUGUAUAUGGUUUACUUAUUAAACAACUGGAAUAUCUGAUACUUACCUACCAAAGACACCAUGACAGUGUAUAUCUGGCAUCAUUAGGAUACAACUAUGGCUCUGAUCAUCGCACGCGGUUAAACUGUCAACUUCACGGACAAUAAAUAACUUCUGAGAAAUAA
This is a messenger RNA of Pseudoliparis swirei, 2351 nucleotides long. It is a transcript of the gene armc6, whose product is annotated as armadillo repeat containing 6. Gene Ontology annotation, biological process: hematopoietic progenitor cell differentiation. The record is from RefSeq and is a predicted model, not a curated record. The coding region runs from base 308 to 1714 and encodes 468 amino acids. Lineage: Eukaryota; Metazoa; Chordata; Actinopteri; Perciformes; Liparidae. The transcript has 7 exons. Gene Ontology annotation, molecular function: protein binding.